CCAUCGAGUGGAGAGCCAUGUUCCGGACCCGGGUGCACCGCAAUCUGUCGUGGAUUUCGACGAAUUCCUCGCGAACGACGACGACCCACGGGCAGCACUACCAGUAUCUGCAGUGUUCCAAGCUGCCGACGCUGUAUUUCCAGCGCUCCCUGCCCAGAUUGCCCAUUCCGCUGCUGGAGAACAGCUGUCGGCGCUUCCUGGAGGCCACCCGGCCGCUCCUCUCGCCGGCGGAGCAGGCGGCAACCCGGGAAACGGUAGAGCAGUUCCGCCAGGGAAUCGGCAUGGAAUUGCACUCGAAGCUGAAGAACCACGAUGCGGAGAACAAGCACACCAGCUACAUAUCGCAGCCCUGGUUCGACAUGUACCUGGCCGACCGGGCUCCCCUGCCCCUCAACUACAAUCCCCUGCUGGUGAUGAAGAGCGAUGCGCGGCCGGAGUACCAAAACCAGGUGGUGAGGGCCACCAAUUUGAUCAUCAGUUCGCUGCGCUUUUGGCGCUCUCUGCAAUCGGAUCUCCUGGAGCCGGAGGUCUAUCACAUGAACGCCAAGAAGAGCGACACGCCCAGCUACCGCAGGUGGAUGAAGGUGGCCCCCAAAGCCUUUGCCACCUACGCUUCGUAUGCCUUUAAGGCGUUCCCCUUGGACAUGAGCCAGUACAACCGGCUGUUUGGCACCUCCAGGAUUCCCAGGAUUGACAAGGACGAACUGGUUCAGUCGCCCGACGCCAAGCAUAUCGUGGUCAUGCGACGUGGUCACUUGUACGCCGUAAAUGUCCUGGAUUCCAGUGGCUACAUUGAGAGUCCCAGUGUGAUUUUAGGUAGACUGAGAGCUGUUCUGAAGUUGGAUGCAGAUCGGGAGGCAGCCAGUGUUCCACUGGGAGUCCUGACCUCCGGACAGCGCGAUGAUUGGGCCAAAAGCCGCCAGCAGUUUGUCAGUAAUCCCAGGAAUGCCGAUCUCCUCCAGAGCGAGGUGGAUGCGGCUCUCUUUUGCGUUUGUCUGGAUGGCGAGGAGGAUGGUGUGUUUGAUGAAAACAAGCAGGAGCCUCUCCUCAAGCAUCUGCUGGCGGGAAAGGCGCAGAAUCGUUGGUUUGACAAGUCCAUUUCCCUGCUCAUCAGCGCCGAUGGCACCACGGCCAUCAACUUUGAGCACUCGUGGGGCGAUGGCGUGGCUGUGCUGCGCUACUUCAACGAGCUCUACAAGGACACCCUGAAGCAGCCCUUUGUUUCCACCGAGACGGUGCAUACACCCGCCGAAGGGGAUUACGCGAAUGUGCGACCCAUCAACUUUGAGUUCGACGAGGCAACCAAAGCGGCGGUUGCCGAGGCCUAUAAGAAAAACGAAGACAUUGUCAACAGUCUGGAUAUGAAUGUCCUCAAGUAUCCGCACAUGAACAAGCCCACCUGCAAGCAGUAUGGCCUGAGUCCCGACUCCAUCAUCCAGCUGUCCUUCCAGCUGGCCUAUCGCCAGGCCCACGGCGGCUACGUGGGCAGCUACGAGUCGUGCAGCACCUCCGCCUUCCGGCAUGGACGCACCGAAACGAUGCGUCCCUGCACGCAGGCCACGCGCGACUUUUGCGAGGCCAUUCUGCAGCCGGAGCGGAGCAAACCGACGGCCGGCGAGCUGCGCGGAAUGAUCGACAAGUGCAGCCAGGUGCAUGGCCAGCUCACCAAGGAGGCGGCCAUGGGCCAGGGCUUCGAUCGGCAUCUGUUUGCCCUGCGGCACACGGCCCAAAAGGAGGGAAUACCCCUACCCGAUCUCUACGAGACUGAGGCUUACAGGCGCAUUAAUAACAACAUCAUCAGUACCUCAACCCUGGGAUCCGAUGCCCUGCUAGCGGGCUCCUUCGGUCCGGUGGUCAGGAAUGGCUUCGGAAUUGGCUAUUCGAUUCAGAACGAUUUUGCCGGGGCCAUUGUAACCACGUACAAAAACCAGGCCGAUGGGAAGGUGUUCAUCGACAGUCUGGAAUCGGCAUUUGAUAAAAUUUGCGCUGUCAUCCAGCAGAGCGGCAGUAGCAAGAAGUAGAAGAGAACCCAGUCCCCCAUGAAUAUGGCUUUAACGAAACGAAAGGAGAUUUAUUUUGAUGCUUUUACACUGUAGCCCAUGUGUCUGAAUUGCAAUAUCUUAUUCCUAGCUCUACAAUUUAUAGAUUAUACACUGAAAACAUUCUACCCCAUCUAAA
Molecule: messenger RNA, 2178 nt
Organism: Drosophila takahashii
Lineage: Eukaryota; Metazoa; Arthropoda; Insecta; Diptera; Drosophilidae
Gene: CPT2
Product: Carnitine palmitoyltransferase 2
Biological process (GO): fatty acid beta-oxidation
Cellular component (GO): mitochondrion
Molecular function (GO): carnitine O-palmitoyltransferase activity
Source: RefSeq, a predicted model, not a curated record